AUGUGUGUGACCUUUGUGUGCCGGGGCCCUCCCGGAAAUUAUGUGUUCCGGCUGGAGAAGGAUGGAGGAUCCUCAUAUCCGUAUGUGAAGAACUCUUCGGGAACGGAGACACAGGCCAGAUUCCCCAUCUCCUUGGUGACCAAAGACACCGCAGGGCAUUACUGCUGCCUCUAUUACACAGGCGAUGUCUGGUCUGAGCGCAGCGAGGUUCUGAAGCUGGUGGUGACAGGCGCCACUGAAUUCCCUGGAGACCUGGGUCUUGCGUGA
Messenger RNA from Orycteropus afer afer, 267 nucleotides. Lineage: Eukaryota; Metazoa; Chordata; Mammalia; Tubulidentata; Orycteropodidae. The record is from RefSeq and is a predicted model, not a curated record.